AAGAAGGGAAGGGUAGCUGGUCUUGAAAGCUCAUGCGCUUGUGGCAGCAGUGCUCAAGAAACUAGAAACAAAAAAAAAAAACUCUCGACUCUAUAUAUCGCUCCCAUCUCUUCUAUUUCCUUCGCUUUUCUCUCUCACUCUCUUUCUUCUCAACCUCACCAACACAGCACACCCUCGUGCGAGAUUAUUUCUUGCGGUUGCGCCGAUCUAUUCACAGGUCACAAAAAUAAAAAAUCAGGUACUGCAGGCUGUGAAAGCUAGAUACUAAUUAGAUCGCCCAUUCGAAGAAGAAAGAGAAACCAUAGUACUACUUCUAAUUUUAUUAGGGAUUUGAUCUUAAUAUAAUAUGAUUUGACGAUUUAAUUAACCGCAGAAGUUGCCUUGGUGUGUGAGGGACAAGAGAGAGAGAAAGAAAAGGAGAGAGGGAUCGGAAAAGAUGUCAUCAUCAUCGAAUUCGCCGUGCGCGGCGUGCAAGUUUCUGAGGCGAAAGUGCACGCAGGAGUGCGUGUUCGCACCGUACUUUCCGCCGGACAACCCUCAGAGGUUCGCUUACGUGCACAAGGUUUUCGGGGCCAGCAACGUGGCCAAGCUUCUCAAUGAACUCAGCGCCUCGCAGCGAGACGACGCCGUAAAGUCCCUCGCUUACGAGGCCGAGGCGCGUCUCAGGGACCCCGUCUACGGCUGCGUGGGCCUCAUCUCCGUCCUACAACACAGGCUCAGACAGAUCCAGGUGGAACUCAACAAUGCAAAGAAGGAACUCGCAACAUACAUCGGUCCCCAAGCUUUUCAAGGCUUACCAGCCCCCAUUCUCCAGCAGCACCCAAACAACCCUUUUUCCGGUUCCCUGUAUGGCAACAUGGCGGGCGUGACGGCAGCCAGUCACGGCGGGCAGCUGAUGAUUCGCGACGGCCAGUCGCCGCAGCAGCAUCAGAUCUUGGAGGCCCAGCAGUUGGCUGCGGCUGUGGCGGCGAGGGAGCAGCAGGAGAUGUUCAGGAGUUACGAGCAUCAACAGCAGCAGGAGUUCCUUCGGUUCAGUGGUGGGUUCGAUGUGGGUUCGGCUUCUUCUGCUGGUGGGUUCAGCCAGAUAUCCCCAGCUGCUGCUUCCGCUGAUCAGUUGUCUCCUUCGUUGGCUUUGGGAUCCUUCGAUAACGCUUAUCACAUGCAGCAGCCACAGCAGGGAGAGCCUCAUCCUCACAACAUUCCUUUCGAGGCUCAGCUUCUGCUCCCUCCACAGCAGAAGCAAUCGCCGCAACACACCCAGCAGUCCCAACUCCCCUUUCACCAGCCACAGUCUGAAAGCGAGGAUUGUAAGAGUCUUGGUCCAUCCUGUUGAUUUCCAAUUUUGCAGCUACGAGCCUCCGUGCUUUUCCUCCAACAAUUUUCAGCCUAGUUCUUACCUGCCGGAUAUAAAUGGAUAGUAAGAGAGAUAGAGAGAUACAAAGCAGACAUGCGAGAUUCAUAAUCCGCUUCGGUUUGCUUAGCUUUGAAAGGAGACUACCAAGCUAGACACAAUUUUAGAAAGUAAGAUCUUCACUGAUCUUAAGGAUCUGUUGUUUUUCCUUCUUUCUUCCUUUUUUAAACAAAUUUAAAGCAGUAGCUAUAUUUCAUUUCUUUUCUUUUUGUCAAAAACUAAAUUGUAAAUCAGAAUUCAGAAUGUUUUUUUUUUAAAAGUCUCAUCUAUCGUGUUUGUCAAAUCAUUUCUAUCACAGUUAGAUUUAUUGUAGUUUAGGUAUGGAAGAAAUAUUUGGAACACAAUAACUAUU
Messenger RNA from Vigna unguiculata (cowpea), 1763 nucleotides. RefSeq names its product LOB domain-containing protein 10 pseudogene. NCBI's taxonomy places the organism in Eukaryota, Viridiplantae, Streptophyta, Magnoliopsida, Fabales, Fabaceae. The record is from RefSeq and is a predicted model, not a curated record.